AUGAUCGAACCACCACCAGGCCUCCCAGUGCCGCUCGCAAACCUCUCGCUAUGGCAACGUACCGUCUCCUCGCAUCCCCUACUCAACGCGCGCCAACACGAACCCCUCCCCGCUUCCGCUGACAUUGUGGUGAUCGGCGGGGGCCUGUGUGGUGCGGUGGUGGCGCAUGCUCUUCUGUUUCCCGACGAGCACCCCACUCCGGAGGCCGGCGCCACCCAGACCCCGGAGAGCGCGCCAGUAGGCAGCGUCGUGAUGCUGGAAGCGCGCGCCCUCGCAUCAGGCGCAAGUGGCCGGAACGCAGGCCACUGUCGACCCGACGCCGGGCGGGGCUUCCCGGGAUACGCAAAGAUCCAUGGAGAGGAGGAGGCGGUCCAUAUCCUCCGUAGCGAGGCUGUGGCUUUACAGCGUACGGGAGCGUUUAUACUCAAGAACGGGAUCGAAUGCGAGUGGACAGAACGCGACACGUACGACGUACAUCUCUCGGCGUCAUUCGCUGAACACUCGGCGAAAGCGUUGGAGGCAUAUGUCGCGGCUGGUGGGACGCCAGCGACUCACCUGAGCGCCGAGACGGAGACACGGAUGGGUUGUGUUGGGGCGACAAAGUGGCGCGCGGCUACGUUGAAUCCGGCCCAGCUGACGUUGGGCGUGAUUGGGCUAUGUGAGAGUGAUUCGCGAUUUAAAGCGUUCUCUCACGCACCUGUGUGGCAUGUCUCGAAGGAGGGAGACGGGUGGAUGGUGGAUGGGCCAAGAGGACAGGUGAGGGCCAACAAGGUGGUCUGGGCUACGAAUGCGUACCGCGGAUGUGCGGGGUUGGAGGGUUAUGUGCAGCCCCAGGGAGCCCAGGCGCACAAGUUGUCGCGCGCGCCAGCGGGCCGUGACGUCUUCCCGGACUUGGAGGGGAGUUACUCGCUCCGUCAGUCGACAGAGGUGUUUUAUUCGGUUGCCCCCCGCCCAGACGGGAGUAUAGUCCUCGGCGCGUCGCGCGGCUCAUGGCCCGCACCGCUCCUCGCCGCGAAUUUCGGGUGUACAAAUGACGCGGGAUGGCACGCCGCCGUCGCGUCCAAUGCGUUCCGUUCUUGGGUGGACAUGUAUCCCUCUGGCGGGUGGGUUGCUGGCGAACAAAAGGAUAUGGAGGCCGCCGCCCGCGUCCCAGGAACACAAGAUCGGCCCGACGACAACGGCACGGUCGGGCUCGAGUAUGCGUGGAAUGGGAUAAUCGGGGUGACGCAGGACAAUGUUCCGCUCGUUGGAGAAGUGGGAGGCGAGUAUGUUGCUGUGGGGUAUUGUGGACACGGCAUGGCGCGGAUGUUCGUCACGGGCCCGGCGCUCGCUCAUUACAUCCGUACGGGGGCGUGGGACAGGGCAAUGCCCAAGAGUUUCCGGGUGACUCCGGAACGAUUGGCGCGGCUGCGCGCGUAG
Cutaneotrichosporon cavernicola is the source of this 1419-nucleotide messenger RNA. RefSeq lists its product as uncharacterized. The record is from RefSeq and is a predicted model, not a curated record. The coding region runs from base 1 to 1419 and encodes 472 amino acids. The transcript has 5 exons. NCBI's taxonomy places the organism in Eukaryota, Fungi, Basidiomycota, Tremellomycetes, Trichosporonales, Trichosporonaceae. Gene Ontology annotation, molecular function: oxidoreductase activity. Gene Ontology annotation, cellular component: cytoplasm.